Molecule: messenger RNA, 2079 nt
Organism: Mauremys mutica (yellowpond turtle)
Lineage: Eukaryota; Metazoa; Chordata; Testudines; Geoemydidae
Product: von Willebrand factor A domain-containing protein 5A-like
Exons: 8
Coding region: 648-1769 (373 amino acids)
Source: RefSeq, a predicted model, not a curated record
GCACCCCUCAACCCUGCCCCCAGCCCUGCUGCCCUGGGGACCGUCUGCCCCACAGCACCCCUCAACCCUGCCCCCGGCCCUGCUGCUCUGGGGACCCCCCAGCAACCCCAGACUCUGUCCCCUUAGCCCUGCCUGCCUGGAGAGCCCCCCAGUAACCCCAAACACUGUCCCCCCCCGCCCUACUGGCAUGGGCACCCUCAGCAACGCCAAACUCUCUCCCUCCAGCCUGGGGACCCCCAGCACCCACCAACCCUGCCUCCCAUUAUCUCGCCAAAGCUGCUGCCUGCCUUCCCGACCUGGAGACCCCCCUCAAACUCUCUCCCUCCAGCCCUGCCAGCAUGGAGAACCUCUGCCCCUAUCAUCUCCCCCCAGCCCUGCCAACAGAGAGACCCCAACCCCAGCAUCUGCCCAUCCCUUCACCUCACCCUGCCCCCCAGUCCUACUCACCGCUCUCCAACUGCCCCCCAGCACUGAAUUGACCCCCCAGCUCUGCCCCUCCACAUCCUGUCUCUGACCCCCCACCCCGGACUCUGCCCCCCUGCAGGUGCUUCUCCUUUGGCAUCGGGGAAGGGGCCUCCACGGCUCUGGUCAAAGGCAUUGCCCGGGCAGCAGGGGGCAGCGCCGAGUUCAUCACGGGCCAGGACCGCAUGCAGCCCAAGGCGCUGCAGUCUCUGAAGCGGGCCCUGCAGCCGGCCGUGACUGGGAUCUCGCUGAGCUGGGAUCUGCCCCCCGGAAUGGAGGCGGCGCUGCUGGGCCGGGGCCCUGAGGUGAUCUUCCCUGGGCAGCGGUGCCUCAUCUACGCCCAGCUCCGCGGGCAGCCCCAGCCCCCAGACACUGCCGUGGGUGGCGUCAGCCUGCAGUAUCGCAUCCAGGACCAGACCUACAAGGAGACGCUGCAGUUCCCCCUUCAGCCACAGGAUGGAGACAGGCUGCCCGUUCACCGGCUGGCAGCCAAGUCGCUGCUGCUGGAGCUGGAGGGGGCCGUGGACACCGGGUCGGAGGGGGACCGGCGCCGGGUGCUGGAGACCAGCCUGAGCUCGGGGGUCGUCUGCUCCCUCACGGCCUACGUGGGGGUGGACACAGAGCGGGGGCAGCCGGUGCAGGGGCCGCUGGUGAGACGGGACAUCCCGCUGGCAGCCUUCGGGGCCGCACCCCGCAUGUCCAUGGCCCAGGCCCAAGGGCUUUCCAGUGUGUCCGUGGACUGCGCCAUGGCCUUCAACCUGCAAGUUAAGAGCUGCCGUCCCCCCGUCCUCCUCCGGGACACUCACCCCCAGAGCUCCCCACGGGCAGUAGGGGCUCUCUUCUCCCCCGGCACCGCUCCUCCUGGCUCCCUCGCCAUGCUGAAGGGCAGCUGUGGGAGCCCCCGACACAAGGUCAGGAAGUCCUGCACACUCAGCGCCCCGCCGGAGACCGCGUCCAAGGAAGAGCGGGCACCGGAAGUGUCUCCCCUGCUGAGGCUGGUGUCUCUGCAGAAUGCCGACGGCUCGUGGGACCUGGACCCCCGUCUGGCUGCUGCGCUGGGGGUGAGCGAGACCGACGCCAGGGGGAGGAUGCCCAGUCAGGACGUGCCCCCUAGCAUCUGGGCCACGGUGCUGGCCGUGGUCUGGCUGCACGGCCGGGCCGUGGGGCAGCGCGACGAGUGGGAGCUGCUGGAGGCCAAGGCUGUGGGCUGGGUGCGGGGCCAAGCAGGGCCCCAGCUGAGCGAAUGUCUGGAAGCCGCCAACACCCUGCUGGGCUGCAGCGUUGGCCCUGCUGUCUUUGGGCUCUGAGCCCCCCUGGAUCCCUGUACCCCUCCCCCCAAGCUACCCAGGGCCUCCAAACCAGCUGAACCUCCCCAUCCCUAUACCCCACCCCCACCCCAGCUACGCUGGGCCUCCAGCCCCGCUAACCCCCCCACAGGGAUCCUAAAUUAAGAGCAGCCAGUUGGUUGCAUAAGUUUAAGGAAAACAGUUUAAACUGACCCUGUCACUUACAGCGGAGGAAGGUGGUUGUGCAGACAGGCCCUUGCUGCUGUGGGCGGAGACUGUCUCUGCCAGCCCCUCGCUGGAAUAAAGCAGUUCCCCCGGUUUGUCUGUCUGC